GUUGGCGGCAAGGUUGUUGGUUUUGCCGUUGAUUUAGCAGACAAAGCGCAUCGAAGCGAACUCAUUUCUCGAGUUGUCAGCGAGAUGGGCAUGUUGGAUUCGUUGAUUGUCGUUCCUCCUGAUAAUGACGUCCAUGGCGAUAUAAUCGAUGCUGAAGUCAAUCAAUUUAAUAAGUUGUUUCGUGAUCGUCUUACUCUUCCUUUCCGACUCACUCAAGCUGCACUUCCUACUUUGCAACAUUCGAAGUAUGUUAACAGAAUCAUAGAGCACUGUCCUUCAGAUAUCAAACUUUUACAACAUUUUAAACUGCUUUUGAUGUACAAUAUUUCUUGGAAUGCCUCUGUUGUGUACUUCACGUCGUGUGCUGGGUACACGCCAGGAAUUGACAUGGGACUAUUCUCAGUGGCAUCAGUUGCUGUGCUCUCACUCACAAAAUCCGUGGCCAUUAGCGCUGCCCGUCGUGGUGUGCGAGUAAAUUCGGUAUGCCUUGGAAUGGUAGAAGGUGAUGGAUCUGGUGGUCUGUGGAAUUUGAAAGAUUCGAGAGAGGCUCAAAACCACCUAGAGUCAAUGAUACCACUAGGACGACUUGGAAGGCCAUCUGAUGCAGCACAUCUCGUACAAUUCCUUAUAUCUGACAGGGCAAGAUAUAUCACAGAGCACGAUUUAGUUAUUUUACUGAAAGGAGCGGUGCAAUCGUUUAUUGCCCCGGAUGUACCAGGUACUUAUCGACAGUGCAGCCAUUUUAGAUAUAUCACAGGUGUUACUGUGCCGCAUUGUUACUAUCUUAUACAUGCUCCGAAAGGUAAAGCUGAUAUUCAUUCUAUUUUGUUCAUGGAUAAAAGGACUGCUCGCGAAGAACUGUGGGAAGGAACACUUCCGAACGAGUUCGUACUCGAGGCGACUGCCGGAUUCAGUGAUUUGCUGCCUACUAAGAAGAUCUACGAGGUGGUGGUGUCGACGAUUGCGGGAUGUCGAGGGUUUGAGAACGAAUCGGCUAUCGUGGGGUUACUGGAGUUUGAAGCUCGAAGGCGAGGUGUCAAAAUGCUUGCUUAUCCUCCUGUUAUUGCUGCUGGUGAGCGGGCCAACACGAUACACUAUCUAGACGCUAAUCAGCCGAUUGGGAAAACCGACUGUGUAUUGAUGGAUGCCGGAUGCGAUUUUAAUGGUUAUGUCUCUGACAUUACCAGGUGUUAUCCGAUUUCCGGAAACUUUAGUUCUGCUCAACGUAUACUAUAUGAUGCCCUCCUUCAUAUUCGUCUAAGCAAUUUAUAUAGCCGAAUGGUCGACCUCAUUGCUAGCGUUAUUCUCGAAAUUGGUCUUGUACCCCAGUCAACAGCAAGAACUCAACUCAUUAGUAUUGCUGAAUCGUUAUGUCCACACCACGUAAGUCACUAUCUCGGUAUGGACGUUCAUGACUGUGUAACGAUUUCUCGUGAUAUCGACAUCCCACAUGGAACAGUGUUUACUAUUGAACCAGGUCGUGCAAAUAUGAUUUUCGAUUUACAAGGUUUAUACAUUCCUGUCAAUUCACAAUUCCCAAAGGAAUUUCGCGGUAUAGGACUGAGAAUUGAGGAUGACAUAUUGAACUCUACAGAGGGAAUAGAAGUAUUAUCAGGUGAUGUUCCACGUACUGCCGAUGACAUAGAAUAUCUCAUGAGAUCUCAGUAA
Angiostrongylus costaricensis is the source of this 1668-nucleotide messenger RNA. NCBI's taxonomy places the organism in Eukaryota, Metazoa, Nematoda, Chromadorea, Rhabditida, Metastrongylidae. The record is from the annotation of a GenBank genome assembly.